CCCUCCUCCCCCGGUAAAUCCGAAGUUUCCUGUUAAGCACGGGGGAAGGUUCUGCAAAGCGGUCGCGGAGCCGCCGACUCGCUCUUUGGGAUUUACCGUCGGGAGAGGCUUCGCUCGGCUCCGCUGGGCUCGGGAAGGGCCCCCGCCCCCGCCGCUACCUCUCUAGCCCUCCUCCAUCCUCCAUCGCCGCACGCCGAGCCCCAGCCCCCCCUCGGAUUUACGGGUGGUGUGUGUGUGUAUGGGGGGGCUGAUCCGCCGCCUCCCGGCGCCCCGAUUGCUGCCUGGGUCCAUGUGAACUGGAAGGCACGGCUAUGCUCCUGGGGACACCGCGCUCCGCCAAACUAAGGUUCUGGCCGCUACCAUGACUGAUGGCGAGAGCCGAGAGCCACUGCCGCGCCCGGCCGGCGGGGAGGUGCGGGUGCCCAUCGCCGCUUCGCCGCGCCGCCCCGCCGAGCCCCCGCCCGAGGAUGCCGGCUCCGGUACCGGCGGCUCCCCCGGCCGCGACCCGCCGCCCGACCUGGCCUCCGAGGAGGAGGAGCAGGUGCCUUACCCGGCGCUGGCACCCACCGCCUUCUUCUGCCUCAAGCAAACCACCCGCCCGCGCAGCUGGUGCCUCAGGCUGGUCUGUAACCCCUGGUUCGAGCAUGUCAGCAUGCUGGUCAUCCUCCUGAACUGCGUCACCCUGGGCAUGUUCCAGCCCUGCGAGGACGUGGAGUGCCAGUCGGAGCGGUGCACCAUCCUGGAGGCAUUUGACGACUUCAUUUUCGCUUUCUUUGCGGUGGAGAUGGUCAUCAAGAUGGUGGCUCUGGGGAUCUUCGGGCAGAAGUGUUACCUUGGAGAUACGUGGAAUCGCCUGGACUUCUUCAUCGUGAUGGCGGGCAUGAUGGAGUAUUCUCUGGACGGGCACAACGUGAGCUUGUCUGCGAUCCGCACCGUCCGGGUACUUCGGCCGCUACGAGCCAUUAACAGGGUCCCAAGUAUGCGAAUACUCGUCACCCUGCUGUUAGAUACUCUGCCUAUGUUAGGCAACGUCCUCCUCUUGUGCUUCUUUGUCUUCUUCAUCUUUGGGAUUGUCGGUGUGCAGCUCUGGGCAGGGCUGCUGAGAAACAGGUGUUUCCUAGACAGGAAUUUUGCAAUGACAUACAACCUGACCUUCCUGCAUCCGUACUACCGGACAGACGAAGCAGAGGAGAACCCGUUCAUCUGCUCAUCGCAUCGUGAGAACGGCAUGCAGAAAUGCUCCAACAUCCCAACCAGGAAGGAGUACAAGGUGGAGUGCACCUUGAGCAUGGACUCCUACACCCCCAGUUUGUACAGCCCUGACUUCAGCAGCAGGAACGCCUGCAUAAACUGGAACCAGUAUUACAACGUAUGCAUGGCAGGGGACGUAAACCCACACAACGGAGCUAUCAAUUUUGAUAAUAUUGGAUAUGCCUGGAUAGCUAUUUUUCAGGUUAUAACCCUGGAAGGAUGGGUUGACAUCAUGUAUUAUGUGAUGGAUGCACAUUCUUUUUACAAUUUUAUAUAUUUUAUAUUGCUUAUAAUAGUUGGUUCCUUCUUCAUGAUUAACUUGUGCCUGGUUGUGAUAGCAACACAGUUUUCUGAAACAAAGCAGCGGGAGAACCAGCUGAUGCAAGAGCAGCGGGCCCGUUAUCUCUCCAACGACAGCACAAUUGCCAGCUUCUCGGAGCCAGGGAGCUGCUACGAGGAGCUGCUCAAGUACAUCUGCCACAUCUUCAGGAAGAUGAAACGGCGGACAAUACGCCUGUACAAUAACUGGCAGAGUAAGCGCCGGAAAAAAGUGAACCCCAACAGCACCACAAAUGGACAAAGCCACCGAGGCAAAAAGCGCAUCACCUCCAUACACCACCUCAUCCACCACCACCAUCACCACCACCACCACCACUAUCACAUCAGCAACGGGAGCCCUCGGGGACCAUGUUCCAACCCUGAGAUCUGUGACCUGGAACUCAAGGUCAUGAAACCUGGAGGCCAGUUGAUGCUUCCUUCUCCAUCACCCAACUUGCAGAGCCCUGCUCCUCCUCCAGAUUCGGAGUCUGUGCACAGUAUUUACCAUGCAGACUGUCAUGUCGAAGGACCACAAGUGAACUGUAAGUCUUCCAAUGCCCCUGCAAGCAUUAAACUGACGGCUGGACUCUCCAACCAUGGCAACAUGAACUAUCCUACCAUCCUGCCCUCUCCGACUAGCAAAGCCACUUCUGUUGCGGUUCCUAAAGGAAAGAAGAAUGGCAAUUCACCUGUGGCUGUGGUUAAUAGCCCUGUGAAUUUGGGCGCGGAUUCUUACGGGAAGCUGCAGCAACUGGUAGGAGAGCAUGGUCUGCGGCGGACGCCCAGCCGGCUGUCGGGGCUGAGCGUGGCCUGCCCGCUGCCCAGCCCGCCGGGCGGCACGCUGACCUGCGAGCUGCAGGACUGUCCAUUCUGCGCCAGCCUCCUGGAAGACCCCGAGUUCGCCUUCAGCGAGUCCGACAGCGGCGACUCCGACAGCAACGGUGUCUACGAGUUCACCCAGGACCUGCGGCACAGCGACCGCAGAGACCAGCUCCAGCAGCAGCCGGGCAGGAGGAAGAGGAAGAAGAAAAAACCCAAGGAGAGGAACAAGGUGACCCGCCUGUGGAAGGCAUUUGGCAGCAAGCUGAAGAGGAUUGUGGAGAGCAAAUAUUUCAACCGGGGGAUUAUGAUAGCCAUUCUCAUCAACACGCUGAGCAUGGGCAUCGAGUACCACGAGCAGCCGGACGAGCUGACCAAUGCCUUGGAGAUCAGUAACAUCGUCUUCACAAGCAUGUUUGCCCUGGAGAUGCUCCUGAAACUCCUCGCCUUUGGCCUCUUUGGCUACAUCAAGAACCCAUACAACAUCUUUGAUGGGAUCAUAGUUGUCAUCAGUGUCUGGGAGAUCAUUGGCCAGUCGGACGGAGGCCUCUCUGUCCUACGAACAUUUCGGCUGCUCCGGGUGCUGAAACUGGUGCGUUUCAUGCCGGCCCUCCGUCGCCAGCUGGUGGUCCUGAUGAAGACAAUGGACAACGUAGCCACCUUCUGCAUGUUGCUCAUGCUCUUCAUCUUUAUCUUCAGCAUUCUCGGCAUGCAUCUUUUUGGAUGCAAGUUCAGCCUGAAAACUGAUACAGGAGACACAGUUCCAGACCGAAAGAAUUUUGACUCCUUACUUUGGGCCAUUGUGACUGUAUUUCAGAUCCUCACUCAAGAGGACUGGAACGUGGUCCUGUACAACGGGAUGGCAUCUACGUCCUCGUGGGCAGCACUCUACUUUGUGGCCCUGAUGACCUUUGGCAAUUACGUGCUCUUCAACCUUCUUGUUGCCAUUCUGGUCGAAGGCUUCCAGGCAGAGGGUGAUGCCAACAGGUCAGACACAGAUGAGGACAAGACAUCUGCCAACUUCGAUGAUGAUUUUGAGAAGCUAAAAGACCUCCGAGCAACAGAGAUGAAGAUGUACUCGCUCACGGUCACCCCAAACGGACACCUGGAGGGCAGGGGCAGCAUGCCACCACCCAUCAUCAUGCGCACUGCCGCCACGCCAAUGCCCACGCCAAAGUGUUCCCCACACAUGGACUCAGUGCACACUUUUGUGGACUCGAGGAGAGGGAGUAACGCUUCGCUAGACCCCUUGAGCUGCGAUCAGAAGUCCUUGUCCAGCCUCCGCAGUUCCCCUUGCGCCAACUGGGGCACCAGCAGCAACUGGGGAAGCCGACGCUCGAGCUGGAAUAGCCUGGGCAGAGCCCCGAGCCUCAAGAAGAAGAACCAGUCGGGAGAACGAGAGUCCUUGCUCUCUGGGGAGGGAAAAGGCAGCACAGAUGAUGACUCCGAUGAUGCCAAGUCUAGCACAGUCAGUAGGCCCUCAUUGCACCGCCGGGCAGAGUCCCUGGACUACCGCAGCACCCUGGACUUGCCCGAGCUGCUCCAGUUGCCUACCAUGCACCACUCGCUCAGCAUCAGCCCCGUGGCCGUUCUGCCCGCCGAGUACCAAGACUGCAACGGCAAGAUGGUUCACGUCCCCAGCGAGUUCUUCCUGCGUGUCGAUGGCCACAAAGAGGAUGCCAUGGACUAUGAGGAUGACAUGGAGGAUAGUUACUGCUACCGGAUUCGUAAAGUCCUGGAGCCCUACAAACCACAGUGGUGCAAGACUCAUGAAGACUGGUCCCUCUACUUGUUUUCCCCACAGAAUCGGUUUCGAGUGACAUGCCAGAAGGUCAUUGCUCACAAAAUGUUUGAUCACGUGGUGCUGGUCUUCAUAUUUCUCAACUGCAUCACUAUAGCACUGGAGCGACCAGACAUAGAUCCGCACAGCACAGAAAGGAUAUUCUUAAGUGUUUCUAAUUACAUCUUCACUGCAAUCUUUGUGGCUGAAAUGAUGGUUAAGGUGGUAGCUCUUGGCUUUUUCUCUGGGGAGAACACCUACCUGCAGAGCAGCUGGAAUGUCCUGGAUGGAGUCCUGGUCUUUGUAUCUAUCAUUGACAUUAUUGUCUCCAUGGCAUCGGCAGGCGGAGCUAAGAUCCUGGGUGUCCUUCGCGUUUUGAGACUUCUGCGGACCUUGAGACCUCUCCGAGUCAUCAGCAGAGCUCCAGGGCUGAAGCUGGUAGUGGAAACCUUGAUCUCCUCCUUGAGGCCUAUUGGGAAUAUUGUUCUCAUCUGCUGUGCUUUCUUCAUUAUCUUUGGGAUUUUAGGGGUCCAGCUUUUUAAAGGCAAGUUCUACUACUGUGAUGGUCCUGAUGUAAAAAACAUCACUACCAAGACUGACUGCACCAAUGCACGCUACAAAUGGGUUCGGCGGAAGUACAACUUUGACAAUUUGGGACAGGCCCUCAUGUCCUUGUUUGUCCUCUCCUCCAAAGAUGGCUGGGUGAACAUCAUGUACGAUGGUUUGGAUGCCGUGGGCAUUGACCAACAGCCCAUCCAGAACCAUAACCCUUGGAUGCUUCUCUACUUCAUCUCCUUCCUGCUCAUCGUCAGCUUCUUCGUGCUCAACAUGUUUGUCGGGGUGGUGGUGGAGAACUUUCACAAGUGCCGGCAGCACCAGGAGGCGGAGGAGGCCCGGCGUCGGGAGGAGAAGCGCCUGAGACGCUUGGAGAAAAAGCGCAGGAGUAAGGAGAUAUACCUGUCUGAAGCCCAGCGCAGGCCUUACUAUGCCGACUAUUCCCCCGCACGAAAGUACAUUCACACCCUCUGCACCAGCCACUACCUUGACCUCUUCAUCACCUUCAUCAUUGGGGUCAACGUCAUCACAAUGUCCAUGGAGCACUACAACCAGCCAAAGUCCCUGGAUGAAGCCCUGAAGUACUGCAACUAUGUGUUCACCAUCGUUUUUGUGUUCGAGGCAGUUCUGAAGUUGGUGGCGUUUGGUUUCCGAAGGUUCUUUAAGGACAGGUGGAAUCAACUGGAUUUGGCCAUAGUUCUCUUAUCAAUUGUGGGAAUCACUCUAGAGGAAAUUGAGAUGAAUGCUGCACUACCCAUCAAUCCCACAAUAAUACGCAUCAUGCGAGUGCUGAGAAUAGCGAGAGUGCUGAAACUGCUUAAAAUGGCCACUGGGAUGCGAGCUCUCCUGGACACCGUGGUGCAAGCGCUUCCCCAGGUAGGGAACCUUGGCCUACUUUUUAUGCUCCUGUUUUUUAUCUAUGCUGCCCUGGGAGUGGAAUUGUUUGGCAAGCUAGACUGCAGUGAAGAAAACCCUUGUGAAGGUCUGAGCCGACACGCGACUUUCACCAACUUCGGCAUGGCCUUUCUCACCCUCUUCAGGGUGUCCACAGGGGACAACUGGAAUGGGAUCAUGAAGGACACUCUUCGGGAAUGCACUCGGGAGGACAAGCACUGCCUCAGUUACCUGCCCGUUAUCUCUCCUGUCUACUUUGUCACCUUCGUCCUCAUCGCACAGUUUGUCCUCGUCAACGUCGUGGUGGCCGUGCUGAUGAAGCACUUGGAGGAGAGCAACAAGGAGGCCAAGGAGGAUGCUGAGAUGGAUGCUGAGAUUGAGUUGGAGAUGUCCAGAGGAGCGACCACCCCAGCCAGCUGUGGGAGCAGGGGAGGUGCCGUGGCCCCAGAAAGCAGAGCAACCUACAGAAGUCAGGAGACCAUGAAGUUGGACUCAGCAGUGCAGGAGACGCUGAGCUGUGAGAAUGUGUCUUUAGCCAUCCCAGACUCAGACACGCUGGAGGGGGCAGAGACUCCCGUGAUGGAAACCCCGUCCUUCUGCUCUGUUUCCCACCAUGUCCUGACACCUUCCCACAAAACCCCAGGCCACCAGGCUGAGGGCGGCGCCACCUCCCUGAGGCCACAGGACACUCAAAACCUGCUGACGGUUCGCAAGAUCUCUGUUUCGCGGAUGCACUCGCUGCCCAACGACAGCUACAUGUUCCGGCCGGUGAUGCCAGCAAAAGCCCCUUUCCCCCUCCACGAGGUGGAGAUGGAGACAUACCCCUGCAAAUCCCAGAGAGGGUCCAUCACCUCCAUCCGCUCCCAGCCCGUGGGAACCUGCUCCUCCCUGCGAGUCCCAGCGGAGUCGCUGCUCCUGCCGCUCCGUUCUCCCAACCACGAGGGCCGUGACCGCUGGAAGGUCCUUCCCCCCAACCUUGCGCCUCGAUCUCCGACCCUCAACAAGCUGCUGUGCAGACAGGAGGCCAUUCGAACAGACUCUGUGGACGGGCAUACUCCGGAGCGCAAGGACAGCCUGCAAGCAGAGCCUGGAGAGAUGCUACCGUCCCCAAAGCAUCCUCAGAGCACUUUCACCCCCAGCCCACACCAUCCCACAGCCACGUCCCUCCCGGGCACCCCUCCGCUCUCCCCCCCAGCCUCCCCGCACCGCCACCCCGGCACCCUGGCACGGAAGCACAGCCGCGGCCAGCACAGCGUCCCCAGCCGGCCACCCAGCCCGGACAGCAGCCAGCCCAGCCCCGAGGGCGGCCUUUUCGAGUCCUCCGACCUGGCUGACGAGGAGGUUCGGCACAUCAACAGCUCAGCCAAAGACUGGGGAGGGGAACACUCGAACGCUGGGAGCUGCUCGACUUCGCCGUUCAUCUCCCCGGCCCCAUCUCCAGUGCCCCUCAAGAACUGCAGCACAACCCGCCUCUCCAGGGGCAGCAACAAGGAGAAAGACUUGAAGAAGUUUUACAGUAUUGAUCCGAAGGGCUUCCUCACCAAGCCCAGCUGGGCAGACGACCAAAGGCGACACUCCAUUGAGAUCUGCCCCUCCAUCGGCGACAGGGACUUUGAGGAUGCGGCUGAGGACAAGCAGCGCUCCCCUGUUCACAUCCAGGCGGAGUCCGAGUACAUCCACGGAGCCCGGAGGAAGAAGAAGAUGAGCCCACCCUGCAUUUCUAUAGAUCCUCCUAUGGAGGACGACGGUGGGGCGGCCUCGCGCACCAAACCCUCCGAGAACAGCAUGUUGCGGCGACGGACCCCGUCCUGCGAGUUCCCGGCGUACCGAGAGUCCCUGGAGCUCGCGGAGAGCCAGCCCGGGGAACCAGGCUCCAAAACGGAGCGGCGGGGCCAGCCCCCGUGCCGUGGGGAGCACCUCACCAUCCCCAACUUCUCCUUCGAGCAGUUGGACGGCAGCUCCUCGAGCAGCCUCUCGGAUCUCCUCCUGAACAGCGGACAGUCCGCGCCAGACCCCGGCGCCUCCGAACUGAAACAAAUGGAUCACUUAAAAACUCAGUGGAGCAACAGCGAGAAAAGCAAAGAGCUCCUAGGCGGCACAAAGAGCCCCCUCCGCAAGCAGGACUUGGUCCCUGUGACUGUUGCGACAGAAGAAGAUAUAGAUGACCCAGUAUAGCUGACUGGGAGGGGGGAGUGGGGGGGUCUCAAGGGCUUGACACCAAUGUGGGUUUGCGAACCAGAGGGAUUGGGCGGCUGCAGGUCUCGGGGUGGCUGCUCUCUCGUUUGUUUAGGUCGUUUGUUUUAUUUCUCGCAGUCACUUGUUCUUAAAGCGCUGUGGAGGUUUGCAAAAAAAAGACAAAAAAAAAACAAAACACACACAAAAAAAGGAGUUUAAAAAAGAAAAUAAUUAAAAAGAAACCAAACAAACAGGUGGAUGAAACGGUGAUGGGAUUUGGGGUGGGGGGGCAGCUUUGCAAAGCGGUUUGGGGUUUUUUUUCUAAAGGGAAGGUGGAGUGAAUUCGGGGGGUCGCUUUGUUCCUCCCACCCCGCUCUGUGGCCUCAAUCACAUUGAUUCGGGUUCGAGGUGGUGGCGGUUGGGAUUUGGGGGAUUCUCUUUGGGUUUUGUUGUUUUGUUGGUUUGGGGGUUUUUAUUAAAGAUGCUCAACUUUUAACAAGGCACCUUUUUGGAGAUGUCACGUUCCGCGGGAGUGCCCAGGAGAUGGGAGCUGUAUAUUGUCUGUAUAUCAGCAGUUAUAUAAAUAGAAAUAAUGUAUUUGUGAGAUACAAAACAAGGAAAAAAAGACAAAAAAAAAAAAAUACCCACAAAAACUCUCUCUUCAUAAUGCACAUAUUUUUAUAGAGAAACGAUACUGGUUUUUUGCAUUACAUGUGACUCCGCAACUGGGUGGUGUUUUCUUGGGUUUUAUGUGGAACUAGUUAUUCCGGCCAUUUGUUUUCCAAAUGUUUCUCUUCUUUCUUUGCUUUCAUUUUGUUCCUCUCCUCCCCUCCACCAUCAUCCCACCAGCUGCUUUUCACAGCUGAUGCUUUAGACGUCGCUGUCAUCUUUCUUUUGUACUUUAGAGGUUGUCCUACCUACAGAAGAAAACCAAAUCACUACUGAAUUGUAGCCAGUGCAAUAAUAAGUUAUUCAUUCUUCCUGUCUGUACAACUGUCCUGUUGCUUUCUUUUUUUUCCUUUUUUAACUGAAAUUCAGGUUAAAUGUCGCAAUAAUCUGAACUAACGUGCACAAACACAGUUUCUUGUGUUACAAUGAAAAAAAAGAAAAAAAAAAAGAUGAAAAAAAGGAAAAAGUUAAAUUUACAGAGAAAAAAAAAAGAAAAAUAAAUAGUAAAUUAUUUAAGAAAUGUAUUUUGUUUACUGCAGUUCAAAGUAAAUUAUUGACACAGUGUGUAAAGGUAUAAAGAGCUGUCUUAGGUGAUGCCCUCCAUGAGCAUUUCAGCUCAUGGUUUGUCCCCCUCAGAGCAGAAACGCCUCCGAAACCGUCACCGUCCCGUCCGCGCUCUCACUGUCGGUUUCCCCUCCACACCCCCUAUGGACACAUCACCAGCUCCGACAGAGAAGCCUCUGGAGGAAUUCAGGUCACCUGUUAACACCACUUUUCUUUGUUUUCUCUUUUUUUUCACAGUUUUGGGCUUGAUUUUUCUUUAUUUUAGCCUGGGGUCCCUGUCCCCUCCCCACCCCUCAUCCAGUCCCUCUCACCACGGGACAGCUUCGCCAUGAAAAGCUGAUGCCGAAUAAAAGCAACACCGGUUCCGUCGUGAGGACGGAUCACCAGGCACCGGCGGCAAAAGACAAAACGGGAACAAAAUUUUUAAAAAAAGAAGAAAUUAAACCAGUCUUUUUGUUUGGCUCGUUCCAUGCCGCUUCAUAUUUAUGCAUUCACAUAUAUCUUCUGUUAUUUAUGCAUCCAUUACUCUAAAGGAAAUGUAUCUUGUUUCACAUGUAUUAAACUGUAUAAACUGGAA
This is a messenger RNA of Columba livia (rock pigeon), 9602 nucleotides long. RefSeq names its product calcium voltage-gated channel subunit alpha1 H (gene CACNA1H). NCBI's taxonomy places the organism in Eukaryota, Metazoa, Chordata, Aves, Columbiformes, Columbidae. The record is from RefSeq and is a predicted model, not a curated record. Gene Ontology annotation, biological process: membrane depolarization during action potential; positive regulation of calcium ion-dependent exocytosis; calcium ion transmembrane transport. Bases 362 to 7792 code for a protein of 2476 amino acids. Gene Ontology annotation, cellular component: plasma membrane; voltage-gated calcium channel complex; voltage-gated sodium channel complex. The transcript is spliced from 36 exons. Gene Ontology annotation, molecular function: low voltage-gated calcium channel activity; voltage-gated sodium channel activity.